AUGGAUAUUAUUGUAACGAAUGAGGAAGCUGAAACAAUUAGCGUCUUGCUUGGUAAUCCAGACAAAACAUUUCAGACUUCGAUCGAAUAUUCUGUUGGCAACAAUCCAAUGUCAGUAACAGGAGGUUAUUUCAACAAUGAUACGCAAAUCGAUAUAUUAGUAGCAAACUAUGAUGAUGAUAUGGUUAGUUUAGUGUUGGGUGAUGAAGAAGGUACAUUUUCUGAUAUUCAAAUAGAGUACGAUGUUGGCUCGCAACCUAUCUAUGUCAUAUCAGGCGAUUUUAAUAAGGACGGUAAACUCGAUUGGGCAGUUAUCAAUCAAGGUGAUAACACCGUUAGUGUAGCACUUGCACAUGGACAUGGAAUUUUUGAGGAUUUACAGACUUAUAGCGUUGGUACAACACCAACCUCUAUGAUAUAUCAUGAUUUCAACGAUGAUAAUAAGAUAGAUUUGGCAGUGGCCAACUAUGGUGAUAAUAGUGUUAGUGUACUGUUCGGCAAUGGGGAUGGGACAUUUCAGGCUCAAAUCGUUUACGAAGUUGGUAUGAGUCCAAGUGCUGUAGUGGCAGCUGAUUUCAAUCAUGAUAGCCAUAUAGAUUUAGCAUUAAGCCUUUCGAAUGAAUCUUCCAUCGGCGUGCUGUAUGGCAAUGAUAAUGGAAGCUUUCACAGACCUGUAAAGUAUAAGGUUGGUACUUCUCCAAGUGCUAUGAGAACAGACGAUUUUAACAACGAUAGUAGAGUAGAUCUGGUAGUAGUCAAUUCUGGAGAAAACACCUUCAGUAUGUUGAUUAAUGGUGCGAAUGGUACAUUUCAAAAUCAAAUUAAAUAUGCCACUGGUGCGAAUCCAGUGGCGAUCACUUCAGCUGAUUUUGAUAGCGAUAAAAUAAUCGAUGUCUUGGUGGUCAAUAAGGGAGCUGAUAGUGUCGCUUUAUUUAUAUGCAAUGGAGAUGGAACCUGUCGUGGUCGAAUGCCGUACAAGCUUCAGAAGAAAGCCAAUUGGAUGGCAACAGGUGAUUUCAAUAAUGACACCAAAUUGGAUUUGAUAUUGACUGACUCAGUCGAUCAUAGUUUUACUAUACUGCUUGGUGAUGGAUAUGGUACCUUCCAAUCUGAAAUAGUACAGAAGAUUUAUUCCUUGCCACACUUCGUAGUAGUCCAUGAUUUGAAUAAUGACAUGAUGCUGGAUCUGGUUAUUGUCAAUUAUCACACAGACAGCAUCACUGUGAUGCUGGGUAAUGGAGAUGGAACGUUUCAAAAUGGAACACAGUUUGCGACUGCUAAGCGACCAAGUUCUGUAGUCGUGGGUGAUUUUAAUAACGAUAACAAAUCGGAUCUAGCAGUCACCAACUUAGGUUCUCAGAAUAUUAGCGUUCUAUUAGGAUAUGGAAACGGUGAUUUUCAGACUCAUAAAACAUUUAAAUGUGGUGCUAGCCCGAACUUUGUAAUAUCAGUUGAUUUAAAUCGUGAUCAGAUCAUGGAUCUCGUAGUGGCCAAUCUAGGUGAUCAUAGUAUUAGUAUUUUAUUGGGCUGGCGAAAUGGAACGUUUCAAGCUCAAAAGAAGUACGAUGUUGAUAGGGAACCAAGUCAUGUCAUGUCAGGCGAUUUUAAUAAUGACAACAAAAUGGAUAUAGCAGUUGUCGGUCGACUUUCGCAUAAUAUGCAAGUGCUGUUUGGCGAUGGUAGUAUGACAUUUCCAAGCCGCAAACGAUAUGGAACCAGUAGUAGUCCAGGUCCUGCGGUAGCCUACGAUUUCAACAAAGAUGGAAAGACUGAUAUUGCUGUAUUGAACAAACUUUCUAGUGUAUUAUAUAUUUUCCUAAACGAAUGUUCAUAA
This is a messenger RNA of Rotaria sp. Silwood1, 1833 nucleotides long. The record is from the annotation of a GenBank genome assembly. NCBI's taxonomy places the organism in Eukaryota, Metazoa, Rotifera, Eurotatoria, Philodinida, Philodinidae.